This is a messenger RNA of Microcebus murinus (gray mouse lemur), 1937 nucleotides long. RefSeq names its product MOK protein kinase (gene MOK). NCBI's taxonomy places the organism in Eukaryota, Metazoa, Chordata, Mammalia, Primates, Cheirogaleidae. Gene Ontology annotation, biological process: protein phosphorylation. Gene Ontology annotation, molecular function: protein kinase activity; ATP binding. The record is from RefSeq and is a predicted model, not a curated record.
UUGCGCACGCGCGGGAGACGGCCUCCGGGCGUUCAGGGCCUGACGGUUGCUAGGGUGACAGAGACACAACAUGGCGGCUGGAUCCUAACGCUCUCCGUCCAGGGACCAUCGCGGAGGUCCUAGUGCAGGACCCCGCCUCAGGGAAGUGGAAGACAGGGGGGCCAUCCUUCCUGCCUCUUUCUUUUCCUUCCAGUGUCGGCAAGGGGUUGUCGCCGGCUUCCGCAUCCAGGAUGAAGAACUAUAAAGCAAUUGGCAAAAUAGGAGAGGGAACAUUUUCUGAAGUUAUGAAGAUGCAGAGCCUGAGAGAUGGAAACUACUAUGCAUGUAAACAAAUGAAACAGCGCUUUGAAAGUAUUGAGCAAGUGAACAAUCUACGAGAGAUACAAGCACUGAGGCGCCUGCACCCACACCCAAACAUUCUCACGCUGCAUGAAGUGGUUUUUGACAGAAAAUCUGGUUCUCUUGCACUAAUAUGUGAACUUAUGGACAUGAAUAUUUAUGAGCUAAUACGAGGGAGAAGACACCCAUUAUCAGAAAAAAAAAUUAGGUACUAUAUGUACCAAUUAUGUAAAUCCCUUGACCAUAUGCACAGAAAUGGAAUAUUUCACAGAGAUGUAAAACCAGAAAAUAUACUAAUAAAGCAGGAUGUCCUGAAAUUAGGGGACUUUGGAUCCUGCCGGAGUGUCUAUUCCAAGCAGCCGUACACAGAGUACAUUUCUACACGCUGGUACCGGGCCCCAGAGUGUCUCCUCACUGACGGGUUCUACACAUACAAGAUGGACCUCUGGAGCGCUGGCUGCGUGUUCUACGAGAUCGCCAGCCUGCAGCCCCUCUUCCCUGGAGCAAAUGAACUGGACCAAAUCUCAAAAAUCCAUGAUGUCAUCGGCACGCCUGCUCAGAAGACCCUCACCAAAUUCAAACAGUCGAGAGCUAUGAGUUUUGAUUUUCCUUUUAAAAAGGGAUCAGGAAUACCUCUACUGACAACCAAUUUGUCCCCGCAAUGCCUCUCCCUCCUGCACUCAAUGGUGGCCUAUGAUCCUGAUGAGAGAAUCACUGCCCGCCAGGCUCUGCAGCAUCCCUACUUCCAAGAGCAGAGGGCGGCUGAGAAGCAGGCUCUGGCCAGUCGCAGGAAAGCCUGCUUCCCAGAGCACCCUGUGGCAGCGGAAGCUCUCAGGCACGGCUGGCAAACGUCAAAGGAGGCCAGAAAGCAGAAACAGUCCCUAAAGCAAGAGGAGGACCAUCCCAAGAGACAAGGACCGGCCUACAUAAUGGAACUGCCCAAACUGAAGCUUUCAGGAGUGACCAAACUGUCGUCUUACUCCAGCCCCACGCUGCACUCGGUGUUUGGAUCUGGAACCAACGGGAAGGCCCCAGUGCUGAGGCCCCUGAAGUGUGUUGGUGCAAACAAGAAGACAGAUCUGCAGAAGGACUUGAAACCUGCCCUGAAACAAUGUCGCUUGCCCACCAUAGAGAGGAAAGGUGGAGAGUACUGAGCAGCUUGCGCCACCUCAGCUCCAUGCAGGGGAAAGCCAGGCAGGACCAGGGCCGCACGGACACACGGGGCUCGGGAGAAGCCUGGCGACCCGGGAAGAGCUGCUCUGCGACCGCCCGCGCCGGCUGGAGCCAGUGUCCUGGAGCCCGCGCGUGUUGGCAGCCCUGGAAGAGCUGCACUGUGUGUUCCAGUCCAAUACAUUUGUGACACCACCUCACUCUAGGGUUUUCAUUUUCAUAACCUGAGGAUUUCGAGCAGGGACUAUUUUGUGACUUUUUACAUGGAUCAGAAGGAAUGCGCUGGGAUUUGUGCGUUGGGCUGGCCGAGGACGGCUCCGAGUGUCUGUCUUUCCUGCACGUGGCCGUGAACGCACCUUGCAGAGUGUGCGCUUGGAGCCCCUGAUUUUUAUUAAAGGAUAAGCUGUCGUUACAGUAUUUCAUUUUAA